Acanthoscelides obtectus is the source of this 2270-nucleotide messenger RNA. Lineage: Eukaryota; Metazoa; Arthropoda; Insecta; Coleoptera; Chrysomelidae. The record is from the annotation of a GenBank genome assembly.
AUCUCACAUUUCACAAGCGCCAACGAAGACGUCGCGAGUCGGUAUCCAGAGAUCCCUAUUCGCGGAAUAAGGAAAACAAACACGCGAGAUAAAACGUUGCAAUAAAACAUGAAUGGACUUGAUUAGGCGCACGCCAGUAUAUCAGUGUUGAACUUCACUCCAAACUGUGUAGUCCGCUUUGCCAUGGCCAACUCUCCGAUGUCCCACGGUUUGACUAAGUUUCUGGCACAGUUUGUGGCUGCCAUCUCAGGUCUUCUAAUCAUGUUGGCUGAGUAGCAUAGAUUUUGUUUUGAAAUCCAAAGGUGAUAAAUCUGGCAAUCUUGGGGGCCAUUCAAUGGCACCUCUUCUAUCAAUCCAUCGAUCUGGAAACGUCUGAUCUAAAUACUGUCGAACACGUCAUGUGUAAUGUGGUGGGGCACCAUCCUGUUGGAACAUCAACCAAUUCGCAAUGUACCGCCGAUCAUUCUGAUUUUCAAUUAUGGCUGUUAAUGCAGGAUCUAUGGCAUCUUCCAGUAGUUCCAAAUACAUUUCACCGGUCAAAUUUCCAGGUACCCUUUUCGCAAUAUCAGAUGGCAUGACCUACGGCUGGACAGCUCCUUUCAUCCCCUACCUUAUAAGCAAUGGAAGCCACAUCCACACUGACCAUGACGAAGCUCAAUGGUUGGAGAGCUCCCUCCUUUUCGGCUCAUUUUGCGGUCUACCAGCUACAAUAAUACUCGUGGACUACGUCGGAAGAAAGAAAUCUCUUCUACUAGCAUCCUUUACAGUACUCAUAGCUUGGAUUGCCAUAGCAUUCGGAGAUAGCAUGAUCUACAUCUUCAUCGCCAGGUUCUUCAAGGGAAUGGCUGGAAAUAUGGCGUUUGUUGCUGCGCCAAUGUAUAUAGCGGAGAUAGCUGAUCAGAGAAUUCGAGGUUUUCUCUCCAGUGUCAUCUAUAUCAUGAUGCUGUUUGGCUGCCUGAUAGUAUACUGUGUCGGACCGUAUCUCCCGUACUAUACGCCGUGUGUUAUUGGAGUCUCAGUAGCUGCAUUGGAGCUGCUGAUAUUCUCAUUUGUACCUGAAUCUCCACUGUAUCUAGUCACCAAAGGAAAGAUCGAAGAAGCCAGGAAGUCGUUGCAACAUUUCAAGCCUUACCUUGACGUAGACAAAGAACUCAAAGUCAUCACAGACGAGCUUGAAAGUCAAAAAGAACAAAAAGCAAAGUUAACUGAUCUCGUGACUGUGGCUAGCAAUAGAAAAGCUAUACUGAUCAUGACUGUACUCAAUGCUGGCCAGCAUCUUUGCGCGUACAGUGUCAUCUUGAUGAAUUUACAUUUGAUCUUGGAGGCUGCUGGUUCUAUCUACAUGGAUUCUUCAAUCGCAGCUAUACUUUUUGCUGCGUUGAUGUUGCUUGCUGCGGCGUUUGCGUCGUCUCAAAUAGACAAGUAUGGAAGAAAGGCGUUGCUUAUAUUCUCAAGCGUUCUCACUGGAGUGUGCCUUGUAGCUAUAGCUAUCUAUUUCCAUUUGAAGAUAAUAGGAGUUGACGUUUUGGCUGUAAGUUGGAUACCAAUAGCGUCAGUGAUGGUAUACGCAGCGGUAUUCAAGAUUGGCGUUGGUCUAGUGCCUAUAGUGAUAACAGCCGAGAUAUUCCCGACCAACCUCAAGACUAUUGGGAUGACUAUGUCAGAUGCUAUGUUUAUCAUUGGUGGAAUUCUUGCUAUCCAACUGUACCAGUGGAUGGUCAAGUUUGUUGGGCUGUAUGCCGCCUUCUAUUUCUUUGGAUCGUUUGCAUUUUUCAUAGCUAUUUUCACGAUAUUGUUUGUGCCAGAGACGAAAGGCAAGUCUCUAGAAGAGAUACAGUCUAUGUUAAGAGGUGAAAAGGUAAUCUAGUGUGAUGGAAACAGAAUGUGAUACAAAGGAGGAAAGAUAACUAGCUAACCGUUGAGAGAAACUUUUCCAGGAUGAGAUCGUAGACAUAUCUGGCUUAAUCUCUGUCAAGAGGAAGGGGUGUUUACUAGAUCUGUGAUUAUUCUUAUUUAAGGACUCGUGGAGACGGUGUUGAUCCUGAUUUGUCGUCGAAUAGUCGAGCAGCUCAUUUCAAAUAGUAGGUUAAGCAGUAUACAGUUAUUUAUUUUUUCAAUAAAUAUCAACAGUGAGAUUUUGUUUUACUUCGCCGUGCUUGUUAGGUAAAACAGUGUUCGUGGAUGAAAUAAUGGAAUUUGUUGACGUCCAUGGUUAACUAUAGAAAACUUUGUUAUUAAUCUUUAAUAAAAACGUCACUCAUUUCUUUCAA